UCCGCGCGUCGAAAGGAAGACACAUCCGCUAGCCGCCUAGCGCCCCUGUGACUUGUGAUCGAUAUACGUCGAGUGGUGAUUAUUGACCUAACAUUAUCGUGAAAGCCGGUGAUUUUAAUUAAAAGGGGAGCAGUGACGAAUGUCAAGGUAGACAACCAGUAACAAACAAACAUGAGAUUCUCCGCGAGGUUACAGUUCCUAACAUGCCUGAUGCUGUACGCAUCAAGCGCACAAGCCAUCAUGGUGAAGUUCGGCACCAAGGACGGUCCCAUCGAGCCGCCGGCGCCGGAACCGUCGCCACCGGUCCCGUUGCCGUACCGGAAUCCAGCGCCCGUUUGGGAAGAACGCACUAAUGAUACACCUGACCCUAACGCUCAAUGGCGACUUCCUAUGUUCGUACCUCAGCAAAGAUACACCAACGUGAUCUACAGCUCUCCCCCAUCUACUCCAGUGCCACUGAACAAUGCGCAACGCUUCGUCAAUUCUUACCUGCCAGUCCAACCCCUCCAACCCGUAGCCAAUGGCAAACCAGCCAUUCUUGGCUCCCAGAGCUUGCCUGGCAUUGGUCUGCGAUACUUCUUCCCUGCUUUCACGAAUGAGCAGAAGGUUGUCAAGCAGGACGAUGCCAAGCUCAAUCAUUUGGAGGGCAAUGUUUUGGGAGUGGCAAACCUGGACUCUGCCAGUGACUUCCAAUGGAAAUACGAGAAGGAAGCCACGAGACGGAACAUCAGAAAUUCUCGGGAAGUGAGUAUGACUUAACGUCCCCUAACCAUGUCAAAAAACGUAGGUAAUUUUAGGUAUUUUUUUACUCUUCAUUAAUUUAACCUUGAUCUUGCU
Molecule: messenger RNA, 837 nt
Organism: Trichoplusia ni (cabbage looper)
Lineage: Eukaryota; Metazoa; Arthropoda; Insecta; Lepidoptera; Noctuidae
Exons: 4
Coding region: 172-759 (195 amino acids)
Source: RefSeq, a predicted model, not a curated record